AUGAUUAGUAAUGACGAAAACAAGGAACUAGCUCAUCGGCAGCAUGUAAAAUAUUUUAUGAGAUUUUUAAACAUAUUGCCAUCGUCACUUUCUUCACAUGACUCUACGAGGGUUACAAUAGCAUAUUUUUCAGUAGCUGGUUUAGAUGUAUUAGGAGCAAUAACAUCAAUAUCAAUUGAACUACGAUCAAGAAUAAUUGAUUGGUUAUACUUAUUGCAAGUUGAACCGAAUAAGGAAAAUGGGGACAUGUCCACAUGUGGCUUUCAGGGUUCAUCAACUAUAAACAUAGACUUGGACACAGCGAACAGCCACUACAGGUGUGGUCAUCUCGCGAUGACGUAUACUGGCCUAUGCACUCUGCUGGCUUUGGGCGACGACCUCUCGCUGAUCAACAGAAAAGCCAUCAUAAAUGGCGUGAAGGCGUUGCAGACAGACGAGGGCAACUUCGCUGCGACGCUCUCCGGCUGCGAGUCUGACAUGCGCUUCGUUUACUGCGCGGCGAGCAUAAGCUACAUACUGAACGACUGGUCCGGUUUCAACAUCGAAAAGGCCACGGAGUACAUCGUGAAGUGUAUAGGCUACGACUACGGCAUAGCGCAAUGCCCCGAGCUCGAAUCGCACGGCGGCACUACCUACUGCGCGCUGGCAACCCUCAGCCUGACCAGACAGCUCGACAAGCUGCCCGCGCGUCAGAUCGAGGGGCUGCGCAGGUGGCUGGUGUUCCGACAGGUGGACGGCUUCCAGGGCAGGCCCAACAAGCCGGUGGACACCUGCUACAGCUUCUGGGUGGGGGCAUCCCUCAAGAUCCUCGACUCGCUGCAGCUGACGGACUACCAGGGCAACAGGAGGUAUGUAUACGAGACGCAGGACUGUGUGGUAGGCGGUUUCUCCAAGUGGCCCGACACCUGCACCGAUCCGAUGCACACAUAUCUCGGCCUCGCCGGUCUCAGUUUGGUCGGCGAGAGCGGACUGCUCGAGAUCGUGCCCACUCUAAACGUGACGGUGCGAGCGCACGACCAUUUGAAGAGCCUCCACGCGAAAUGGGCGAGCGGCUCG
Iphiclides podalirius (scarce swallowtail) is the source of this 1056-nucleotide messenger RNA. Lineage: Eukaryota; Metazoa; Arthropoda; Insecta; Lepidoptera; Papilionidae. The record is from the annotation of a GenBank genome assembly.